GAUAUAAACAUGUAAAUGAAGCCUUCUCCUUCAUUCAUUGUAUAUUUUAUCUGUGACACUUGUGUUUGAACUGACAUAUAGUUUGACGUGUCAAAUGUCAAGGGAGUCGUUGAAUAAAUAACGUUACAUGAAGAAUAAACUAAAAUAUAAAGAUAUACGUGGAAUAUUAGCCUUAAAUGUUGUUUCUCUUUUCAGAGCAACACAAAUUGGUUUUUUAUUUCACCGUGUCUCAACGGACACAAUAAGAUAUUAUAAAACAACAUUUCUACGGCUAUUGAACAACCAUGGAAAAACUUAAGUUUGAAUUUGUUGUGAAAGCGGGUGAAGAUCCGAAAACAAAUGUAUGCUGCAUGACGUCGAUUACGAAUGCCGACAAGAAUAUUUUUUUGAUUCCUGAGAAGUUGCAACCAGUAAGAUUGCACGAGAUGAUUAUUAAAACUCCAGCAUACGAAAAGGUAAAACUCACGUUACAAAGAAGACAUGAUAAGAGACAAGUAUGGAUAUCGAUGACACCAGAACAGCUCGAGGUUUAUAUGGAUGAAGACGGAAAUAUGCAGUUUCAAGGAUAUUUGUUAGAAGAGAUUACAGUUAGACCUCAACUACAAGCAUCAGCUGCGGGUAUUUCAGAAGAGGCCCUGGCAAAGAUUUUGGAAAAUUUUGCUGAUAAAAAGAAGGAUAUAUUCAAGCAUCAGAACGUAAAGAAGCAGACCGAGAGAAUGGUUUUAGAUAAAUUUACCAAUAAAACGACGAAUGCAAGUCAAUGGCUAACUACUUUUGAGACUGAGUGCCGUCGUGUAGGAAUAGAAGAGGAUAUACCGAAGAUUGAGGCGCUGAGGUUGUUUUUGGAAGAUUCCUGUUUGGACUGGUACAGGUCAAUGAUAAUUAAAUUUACAGUGGACUCAGAGUGGUCGCAAUGGAAGAAAAUGUUUUGUGAAACUUAUGCGGACAAAGGUUGGUCGCCGGUCAGGUAUGCAAUGUUUUUUAGAUAUAGACAGGGAUCUUUACUUGAAUAUGCCAUAAAAAAAGAAAGGCUUUUGCUAGAGAUAAAUAAAAGGAUGGAUAAGUCUACGUUGAUAGAUCUUAUUGCUAUUGGCUUGCCAAUAUUUGUGGCUGAUAGGUUAGACAGAGAAGAUCUAAAGGAAACCGAGGAUUUAUUUAAUAGUCUCAGAGGUUUAGAGCACUUGGUGAGCAAGAAAAUAAGACUAAAGAGAAGAAUGGAAAGGACUAUCAUCCAUGCAGAAUUUGUGAAAAAGAAAAUAAAGGAAACCGGUAUCAUCCCGAAUCCUUAUGUUGGUUUAAAAAUAAGAAUAAUGACGGACCAAAACGGGAGCAAAUAA
This is a messenger RNA of Cydia pomonella (codling moth), 1337 nucleotides long. RefSeq lists its product as uncharacterized. The record is from RefSeq and is a predicted model, not a curated record. NCBI's taxonomy places the organism in Eukaryota, Metazoa, Arthropoda, Insecta, Lepidoptera, Tortricidae. The transcript has 2 exons. The coding region runs from base 285 to 1337 and encodes 350 amino acids.